UGCAGUUUAUUCAGUCGUCCGGCCGGAGCCAUUGUUGCUCUGUCCGCGCUUUUGUUCACCUUGAGCAGAGAGACAAGAUGAAGAAGGCUUGGCUGCUUGUCGCUGCAGUUCUGGUGGUUUCUGCGACUUCGAAUGGACUGGAAAAGCGGCAAUCCUUUGAUCUUGGCACUCGACCAGGCCCAAACAAUGAAGUAAUUCUCGUUUGUGAAGGCCAAGAUGUUGUAUUUUUGACCGGAAAUAACGCCCAAUGUAUCGCUGUUGCUCCUGGACAUAUUGUAGACUUCAUGAAUGGUGUUGUGUGCAUCACGGAUGAAAAUGGAGAUGAAGUUCAGAACAUUCCUGGUAUCUCUGAGUACCUAGUUAAACUGUGUAAUCCAAUAUUAGCUGAUGCAGUAGGAGGCCCGGGAAAGUUAUAUGUCAGCGAUGGUCGAGCAUUCUACAUCAACGAUGGCUGCACUUUUGAAAUGAAUUUCAUUAAUCAGGCUAUUGCUAAUGCUCCUCCUCUUGCAGUACAAUUUGAGGUUAUGACUGCCAGAGAUAUGGGAAGCCUUGUAAGCAAUUUAAUUGUGAACAGUUGAGAGUUCCAGAUUACUCUAUCAGGAGCUAUGGCCAUGACAUUGGGACCGGCAGAUGGCUUAUCGUACUCCGGUGGUAGUAUUUCAACAUUACAGGGGAUGAUGAUAAGUGGUGGGAUUAUGGAAUUUGCCGUAUUUAACAGGGGAGCUAAUGGUCAAGCACAGUUCAAUAUAUUUGGCCCAAACAGAAAGCACUGUAGUAACAGGUCCAGGCCAGGCAUAUAUAGGUGCUGACAGGGCUAUCUUCAUUGGGAAUCUAGGCUCAGGAACUACACCUCCAUUUCAAUCCAUCAACAGCGACAUUGUAACGAAUACGUUUGAGUUUACUACUAAUGCUGCUGGCAUGACUGUUGUCACGUCUCAAACCAACCCAAUUACAGUACUAUCAUCAGAAACUGCAACUUUUGAAAUUAACGGUCCUUCAACAGCUACCUUUAGCGGAAUGCAGCUUACGUUUACAACCACAGGUGGACAGGUCUCCAAUUUCAAUGGCAUCACUCAAUUUGCAGUAAUUGACAACAAUGAAGUCACAAUUGACCCUCCAUCUAGUAGAUAUGCCACCGGUGGGACUGUUUUCAUUGACCCAAUCGAAGAAACUGUUUUUUUCACCACUGACUCUAACCCAGUGGCCGAACAGACCUUUAGAAUGUUUCUCCCAGCCACAGAAAGUGUGUCUUAUUCAAUAGAAACCGACAGUGAAGGCGUGCGUAAUUUGCUGCGAACGACUGGAUCCCCACCACAAACUGACUUUAUUCAGACUACGACAGGAUCAUACGUCACUAAUGUUGACUCUUCAGAAACUGUGGUGUACUCUGGCAACCAAGUACAAAUCCAAACCUUUUUUGGUAACCCGCGAGUGCGCAUAGAACAGGUUGAUCGGUUGUUUACAAACACCGCCUCGAAUCCCGCAGGGAAUUUCACAACAUCGGUUGCAACUCCGUUUGCGGGCCCUGGUACUGUCUCUUACAGCAGAGGCACCGGCUUUUACACAACUGAC
Molecule: messenger RNA, 1572 nt
Organism: Geodia barretti
Lineage: Eukaryota; Metazoa; Porifera; Demospongiae; Tetractinellida; Geodiidae
Source: the annotation of a GenBank genome assembly